CCGCCGCCGCCACCACCCGCAGCCUCGCCCACCCCCGACAAAGGUGGGUCUCCGGGCAAGAAGGUCGCCAAGACGUCCAGCCCCGGGGGGAAGAAGCCCCCGCCGACCCCCCAGCGCAACUCCAGCAUUAAGUCCGGGGGCUGCGCGGAGCACCCCGAGCCCAAGAGGCCCUCGGUCGAUGACCUGGUCAGCAAGUUCGCGCCACCGGUGGACUCCGGCUCUCCCAGCAAGGAGGCCCUGCCACCUCCUGCCGCACCCCCCAAACCUGGGAAACUCAAUCUCGCAGGAGUGAACCUGCCGGGAGUCCUCCAGGCGGGCUCCGUGUCGGCCAAGGCCUCGGCCCUGAGCGGGCGCGCCAAGGACUCGGUGGUGGAGUUCCCUUCGCCGCCCUCCGACUCCGACUUCCCACCGCCCCCUCCGGAAAUAGAGCUUCCUCCGCCCCCCAUAGAGAUCCCCGCGGUGUUCUCCAGUGGCACCUCGCCCAAAGUGGCCGUGGUUCAUCCUCAGCCACAGCCAUGGUCGAAAACAUCCGUGAAGAGGGCUCCUCCACCCACGCGGCCCAAGCGGAAUGACAGCACCCGCCUCACUCAAGCAGAGAUCUCUGAGCAGCCAGCAAUGGCUCCAGCUGCGCCACAAGUGCCCACCUCCCCCAAAUCCAGCCUUAGCGUCCAGCCCGGAUUCCUGGCCGACCUCAACAGGACACUGCAGCGCAAGUCCAUCACCCGGCACGGCUCGCUGUCGUCCUCCCGCGUGUCCAGAGCAGAACCCACGGCCACCAUGGAUGACAUGGCCCUGCCCCCGCCGCCCCCGGAACUGCUGUCUGACCACCAGAAGGCUGGCUACGGGGGCAGUCACAUAUCGGGCUAUGCAACGUUGCGGAGGGGGCCCCCACCUGCCCCCCCGAAAAGAGACCAGAACACCAAGCUCUCCAGAGACUGGUAGCCGCCAUAGGACUGGGUGUCCGCGGUCUGCGAAAUCGGUUCUACAAUCAGCUCGCCUGGGCGUCUGAGUUCAGGUGUUCAGAGCCUCCUGGUAUGUUAUUCAGGUAGUGUCCAGCUCUGUGUGUGUGCACAUUCCGUACAUGCGUGGCUAUAGUGUGUGUGUUCAUACCCGUGUGUGUAGGGAGGAAGCUGAAUGAGUAUUUAUUCCUUUUCUCUCCUACUCUAACCGACGUUUGUGUACUCUGGGUGGAAGAGGCGUGGAAGGACGUGUGUUGUGUCCCUUAUGAUUUUCAUGUGGAGUGGACCAAAAACUUCUAAUGACUUAUUAGCGAGUAUUUUGUGUGUGUGUGUCCAUGUGCAUGUUGUGUAGUGUGUAACUAAGGAAUCGAUGUAUACUGUGCUGGUUCUCAGUCUGAGAAACCACCCGGAGUGUUUGGUAUAUUUAUAGGGCUUUUGUUACUUGUUUUAUUUUCCCCCUAGUUGGCUGAAGUUAGAACUGCUUGACUGGUACCUUCAUUACUAUACAUACAUUAAGGGGCACUUUAAUCAGGAAAACCUCUCAGCCUCACAGAGCAGGUAAAUAGUGCAGGAUGGGGGAACGUUCGCCGUGCACACGUGUACGACCGUCCUCUGCUGCAGCGGCCCCCUCCGCCCGCCAGCCUGCAGUGCCCGGCCAUGUAGGCCUGUAACCCCGAGUUCCACUUCAGUACUAUCUUAUGAAGCUUCAUCAGCCUGGCUUCGUGAUCCUUCCUCUGCUUCAUUGUAAGAGAAUGUCAACACAAUACCCCUGUGACGCUGUCCCAGUCUGUCUUCGCGUCACCAGUCCUCAGCGUGUGCUUUAGACCAAUGUUAAGUAUCUGUAAACCGCUGGUCCCUGUAAUGUACACGUCCUGCCCAGCACGGUGCAGCAGUGCGAGGACGCAAAUCACCCUCUGAAACGCCUUCUGUCUUAUGUGUUGCUCUCCGGGAGUGAUGGGAAAAGAGAACGGUUCUGGGCCCGGUGCAGGUGGCAUUAACCGGGUUGUAUGUGGGUCACGUGUGAUACCAAGAAUUCGUUGCAGAUGGGACUGUUUCGGGAGGAAAGGAAAUGAGCUGACACGUUCAUCCGCAGCUCCUGGAGCUGUUGGCCCGUCACUGGGUGCAGCCUGGUUGGAGAGGUUUGUCCAGGCUGCCGGGUGCUCUGAUGGAAUAGCGUAGCCCAAGGACAGUGACAGCAGUUACAUACUGGGCAUGUGCAAGCCGGUCCUUGCUCUGACACACGUACUUCACAUGAUUCCCACUACUACAUGCGUUCUUCUGUGAACUUCCCUUGGUACAUGAGAGAAAUGUGUACUGCCCCAUCAAUUUACGGUAAGUUGUUUAGGGGAAAAUACCGUCUUAGAGCUGCUCGUCAACAGUCAGAGCUGGCCGUCUGAGCAGUUCUGAACGAGCAGCAUACCAGUGCCAGCAGCAGACAUCUUUUACACUGUUCCCAAGUGACAAGUGAUGCCAGUAAAGCAGGGCAGGGGUGGCCUGUGACAUACGUGCAAGUCGUGUGCACACAGGGAGUGGCUAUAGCCCUUUCUCCCAGAAAACCCUGUCAGCGAGCGCGAGGGCGGCACCUCCCGCGCCACAGCCGCAGGGCCUCAGCAGUUCCUCCGUAUCCUUGUGUACAUGCGCCACUGAGCGUCCUCUAAAGCCCUGCUCCUGUAGAUGUUAUGGACCUUGCAAAUCGCUCAGCUUCAGAUUUCAAAGUUCUGCUUUAUGAAGUGACCUUGAACCCAUCUGCGUUGCCCACUGAGCAAGCACAGCAGCUCGGGGAAUGCUGGUGAGUCCAGACUGCCAAGCUCCACUGACUGACUCACAGGUAAAGUGAUUUCCCAGUUUCCUGCCUGCAGCUAAGAAUUACUUAAGGGUCCUUCCUCGUUAGGAUCUCUGCACUGAGGGGUAAAGAAUUAUUCAUAUGAAUCCAGCUGUCCCAAGGGUUUGAUUUAGCUUUUUGUUUACAUGUGACACACACACACACACACAUUUACUUGAGGGGGAAAAAUAAUGUAUCCUCAGUCGUCUUUUAUUCCGGAUUUGAGCCCCCAAACCACCACCUCCCUCUCCAGCGUGGCACUUCCUGGAUUUCUUGUGUUCAUGCUGCAGACCGCUGUCCUGACCCAGUGCUUCUGUUGUCCUGAAAGAGCAAACGUCCUUUUGCGCACUAGGGAUGCCGAGAGCAGGGACUGUUUUGCCCCUAGUUCGGUGGCUUAUCUGAUAAUAUGCCACUUCAACUUCCCCCAAAGACAAAUUAACUUUAAAAAAAGUUUUAUGUGUGAAACUGACUUAAAAAUCUGCAGUGAUACUUCAUAUUUACUUGGUGUUUUACUUCCUAGUGGACUUUUUUACUUUGGAUUUUUGUUGGGAUGUAGACUUUCUCCUGAGGCAACUAUUUUUGUAGUCCUCCUUUCUCUCAGGCAUGUUCACGGAAAUCACCUCCUGCCCGAUGACACUAGUACUGUGCCUUUUCUCCCUGCUUCUACUCCGCAGCCCUGACCCAGCACCCAACGUGGCUUCUUCUGGUCAGAGGCAGUGCCUGGGCAGCUGACGUGGCUGCCGAAGUGCAGUGUGGAUGAACUCGCCCUGCCCCUGAACACAGUGCAGACAGGGGCCUGUUAGAGCUAGGAGCCUGCUGAGCUGGUGACACCCUGAACUUCCACAGCAGAUCAUUUCACACGUGGAUCACUGUAUGCUUCAAUUCUGGCACCAAUUCUGACGGGCAGCAGAACCCAUUUUUAGUUAAUAACUUCCGGUUCAUAGGUAAUAAUAAUAGACCAGACUAUUCUCUAUUGAAUUUUACCAGCUUGGCUUUUACUACACAAAACAAACUUAAAUAUCCUUCUUUUUCUGUAGCUGCUUUAAUUCUCACUUGGGAAAAGUAACUAUUCUUAAGGUUUUACAGAAACCUUAAUAGAUCAUACUUUUAAAAUGUGGAGGACUUUUAAAAUGAGAAAAGUUGCUAAAUCUUAAGUUCCAAACACAAUUUUCAAAAAAUGUCAAAGUAAUAUAGACACAAUAGAGUCUCACAGGCCUCUAAAAUCAAGGUGCUCCCACCUACCAACAUCAUCCUGCAAAGGGCUGUGACCAAUCCUGGUUCCCUCUCUCUGUUUACUUGUCACUGAAAACAGUGCUGAGUUUCUCAAAGUCCAAAACGGGGGAAGACAGAAAUUCCAACAGUGACAGCACUGAGCCCAAGGUUCUGGAAGCUACGCUCCAGUGGUCUCAGAAGCUGCUGUUGUGGGGAGCUAACUGCCAACAUGCUCCUGUCCCAGAUGUGAGGCCGUGAAUUGGCCUGGGAACUCUGGGAGGUGGUAGUGUGGGCUGGCCUGACUUGACUCUCAGGUCACCAACAAAACCUUUUGUCACCUUUAUUUCUCGGCUACAAGCAACUUUAUGUUGCAAACACUAGGUGAUUUUUGACCAAGUAACAAACUGGUUCCUAUUUUUCAUAUGAACCAAACGUUUUCAUGUACUUUGAAGAGCUAAGAAAUUAUAAUUAAUCCAAAAGACCCUGUGUGAUUAUUGGUUUGACAGUGUGUUGCAGUGACGUAGGUGUAACCUGGGUUUAUAUACUUGAGAAUGUAACUAUUUCUAAAGAACCCUUCAGACUGCAAGUCCUUAUGGCACUUCAAUUUUUGUUUAAAGCAGGGUAUCCUUAACCCUGUAGGAACAUAGAACCUCUCAAAACGUUAUUUGAUCCAAAGAGAAAUGCAAAUAGAAUAUCUCUCUCUUCUCAGAUUUUCCUUUUAAAAUUCAGUGAAACAUUUCUGCAUGUUUACAAGUCUGUCCCUCGAACAAAACAAGUGCCCCGUUCUUCUUGUGCCCUUGGAAAGUCUAUAUGGAAAUCUGAAAUUUAGUUGUAGAAUAAACUUGCUAAAUAAGAAUACGCAAAACAUACUUGAUAACACUCAAAGGGAGAAACAUUCUCUCCAACUCGUUAGCUCUUUGCUUGUUGAAGUAAUAAACCAUUUAGGAAACAGUACUUGCUGUAACCCCAGUGCCUUGAACUCUUUUGGAGGAAUAGCAUUAAAAACAAAAACCCAACAAGCAAACUCUGAGGUGCUAAUGAAGGUGAAGGAAAGUAUAGGAAGGCAUUUCUGGUUUUGGAAGAAAUGGAAAAAAAGUGGCUGUCUCCCAAGAGAUGGCUUCAUCUACCUGAACGGGGUCCAGCUGCUUUCUACCAAAGACAUUUAGAAAAGUAAGUCAAGUCAGGGUGAUGGCGAACACUACAUACUUACAAGAUGGCCAGCUUCAGAAGUGGCUGCGUUGAUCACGGAUGGGUAUCAGUGUCAAGCUCAUGACUGUUGGAGCCUCAGCCUCUUCAGUAGUAAAAGGUCUGCGCACUUAACCGGGGGAACACUCUUACGUUUUGGAAAUUGUUCAUUGUUCGUUAAGUUUGUGUUAGUAACCUAAUACCAAAAACUGCCAUUUUUCAUGAUUCCCCACCUAAAUUUUUCUCUCUCCUUGUAAAUAAUCCCUCCUAGGAAAUAAGCAUUAACUGGAAUGUUUCAAAUGAUUUUGCUUCAUUUUAUCAGCCACUAGUGAACUGUUCUUACAAGAUGUACAAGAUGUAUUUAAGAUAAAAUAUCAUUAGCUUGUGCUAAGUGUUGUAAAAACAUUGUUUAUUGUUUUAAAGGAAAAUUGCACAGUAUACUUAACUGGGAUGGCUCCUUCCCCCUCCUUCCCCAAUUCUUUAAAAAAACAGGAGUCAAGGCUCACACUGACUUCUGGGCUGGGGGAGCUUUGCCAUAAAUAAAUAGAUACAAUGUAGAAAUAUACUUUUUUAAAGCAUGAAAAAGAUGAACUGCAUUAUAAAGUACGGGAUAGAGACAUUAUACAGAGGAUUAUGCACAGCUCGGUGAAGAUGAAGUUACAGUUCUUUCUUUCAGCUUUGUUGCUACUAUUUUCUUCUACAUAAAUGUACGCUCCCAUUUCAUUAUGUGCCUUGCUCCUGAUUGUGCAAAGCUAUAUGUAGAGAGAUAUAUAUGAGAGAGAUAUAUUCAGUACUACUGACGAUGUUUUUGUUCUACUGCCGGAUUAAGUUAUUUUCCAAAUUACUCUCGCCAGUUACUGUCAGUAAACUACUGUGAUGGCUUAGGACAGUAGUCGUGCGGUCAGUGUAAAUUUGUUUUCCAGUUACAUGUUUUCAUUUUGUCAGAUUACCCAAUCCUCAAUAAAAGCAAAAACACAUAAAUAUUUAAA
Tupaia belangeri chinensis (Chinese tree shrew) is the source of this 6167-nucleotide messenger RNA. Its product is annotated as ras-associated and pleckstrin homology domains-containing protein 1-like. The annotation marks the transcript as partial. The record is from RefSeq and is a predicted model, not a curated record. The transcript has a single exon. Lineage: Eukaryota; Metazoa; Chordata; Mammalia; Scandentia; Tupaiidae.